This is a messenger RNA of Dipodomys spectabilis (banner-tailed kangaroo rat), 3700 nucleotides long. RefSeq names its product zinc finger protein 641 (gene Znf641). Gene Ontology annotation, biological process: regulation of immune system process; regulation of cytokine production; negative regulation of transcription by RNA polymerase II. The record is from RefSeq and is a predicted model, not a curated record. The transcript is spliced from 7 exons. The coding region runs from base 175 to 1449 and encodes 424 amino acids. NCBI's taxonomy places the organism in Eukaryota, Metazoa, Chordata, Mammalia, Rodentia, Heteromyidae.
CAGGCAGGCACCGGGCUGCGGGCCAAGCCGGGCCCCGGGAUGCCUUUGCCAGCCUGAUGCGUGAGAAAAAAAUAAGGUGGGAAAGGAAAAUCCAAAAGAACCCAGACUCCAGUAGACAUGGGAUCGUCCUGGAACUAGAAGGAAUCAGGUCACAAACUUUGACUUGCCACAAAAAUGCUUUCAGAACAGACAACAGCCCUGGGGACAGGAUGGGAGUCAAUGAAUGUACAACUGGAUGGAGCAGCGCCCCAUGAAGAAAGGGGAAGCCUGGAAGAAGGGACAUGGAGAACUGCACCAGGGCCACUGGAGCACCCGUGUCACAACCUUGAAGAGGAGCCACAGUCCCUUCAAGAGAAAACUCAGUCUGCUCCCUGGGUUCCUGCAAUUCCCCAGGAGGGGAGCACCGGAGACUGGGAAAUGGCAGCUGCACUUCUUGCAGCCGGAUCACAGGGCCUGGUAACCAUCAAGGAUGUGUCACUGUGCUUCUCUCAGGAGGAGUGGCGGAGCCUGGACCCCUCUCAGACAGACUUUUAUGGAGAAUAUGUCAUGCAGGAAAAUUGUGGAAUAGUAGUCUCUCUGAGAUUUCCAAUUCCCAAACUGGACAUGCUUUCUCAACUAGAAGGAGGAGAAGAGCAAUGGGUCCCUGAUCCCCAGGACUUAGAGGAGCGAGAUAUACUGAAGGUCACAUACACUGGAGAUGGAAGUGAACAUGAGGGGGAUACCCCUGAACUAGAAGCAGAGCCCCCGAGAAUGCUGUCCAGUGUGUCUGAAGAUACUGUUCUCUGGAACCCGGAGGAGAAUGAGAGCUGGGAAUCCACACCCAGGAGCUCUAGAGGAAUGCUCCUGGGCCCCCCUUUCCUCCAGGAAGAGAGCUUCUCAAACCUUUUGUGCAGCACAGAGAUGGAUUCCCUGUUAAGACCCCAUACUUGCCCUCAGUGUGGGAAACAGUUUGUGUGGGGUUCCCACCUUGCCAGGCAUCAGCAAACACACACCGGAGAGAGACCUUAUAGCUGCCUCAAGUGUGAGAAAAGCUUUGGGCGAAGACAUCAUCUGAUCAGGCAUCAGAAAACCCACCUUCACGACAAGCCCAGCAGGUGCUCUGAGUGUGGAAAGAAUUUCCGAUGCAGUGCCCAUCUGGCCAGCCACCAGAGAGUGCAUGCAGAAGGCAAAUCCUGUAAGGGCCAAGAGGAUGAAGAGGGCCCCGGGGCUCGGAAACGGCAGCGCGCCCCCCCAGUGCCAAAAUGUCACGUGUGCACAGAAUGUGGGAAGAGCUUUGGCCGAAGGCAUCACCUCGUGAGACACUGGCUGACUCAUACUGGGGAGAAACCCUUCCAGUGUCCUCGCUGUGAGAAGAGCUUUGGCCGGAAGCACCACCUGGACAGGCACCUGCUGACCCACCAGGGACAAAGUCCCCGGAGCACUUGGGACAGAGGGGCAUCUGUCUUUUGAAAUGUGCUUCCGCUGCAGCUAUGAUCAAGUCUUACCAGCCGGUGCUACCAGUAGUCACUGCCAGGGCUGCCCCUCUCCUGUAUUCCCAUGGCCAGAUUUGUGAGCUCUGACCCUAUGUGUAGAGGGUGAUGUGCCAGCAGUGGAUAGAGCACUUCUCACCAGUUCUGUGAGCUGACCAUAAAAAACAGAGUUCUUUGGACAAAAUGUUGGGAAACUAUGCAUACUACAGGGGCUAUUGUUUGACCUGAGCCUAUUAUCAAGGGUUCAGUGAAGCCAGCAGAUAGGGGCUGAGGUCCAUUCUUAUUGGCUGAAGUCUAUGUCAUACGGGUGGUUAAAUAUUUUGUAUAUCACCCUUUUCUAAUAAUUAUAAUUAUACCCUCUCUAUAUACAAUGGGUAUAUAGAGAAAAUCCAUUUAACAUAGCAGAGGCUCUGAGAACACCUGCAGCAAACUGCUUAGCGUCUAUUAAUGCAGUGUUUGCUAAAUUUACCUGGCCUCCGUGUCCUUUCUGUUUCGUGUCCCACAGAACUGGUGACUUCAUAAAUAUAUUCCAUUGAACACUGGAUUAGAAAGUAAUGAGGAAACAGGAAAGAGAUAACGAUCAGAGCCCCCAUUUUUAUCCACAUGGAAGUUGGGGCAGAUGUUAUUCCUGUGUGGGUCCGUCAUCCCUCUCCCAUCAUAUACAGGAUACCUCUCACCCCUACCUGCUUACAAACCAAAACCAAAACCAGUGAUAGUUCACUCCCUUUUUCCUAUUCCCUUCAGCACAUACAGGUAUCAUCAUGUGACAGUAUUCAAAGAUGGACCCUCUACAUCCAAGUAAUCCAGGCCCACACAGAUGAAAAACCUUACCCCCUUGAACAGACCCCUCUCCUCUAGUCUGUCUUUAUGUGUCUGUGUAUACGUGUGCAGGAUCUUUGAAGAGAGCAUGCUCAGUGAAAACUGUACAAGCUAGAUUUUCUUGGGGUUGUGUUCUAGGGAUGAGGUAGUAGGGCUUGUGUGUGUGGUUUUUGUUUCCUUUCAAGAUAGGAAGUAAUCUGCGUGAUUAAAGAGGCCCCUAAGUAGAAAUGGUCAAAUGAUGAGUUGUGUACAAAGUUUUCUCUAGUAUUUCUCAGAUGCAGACAAUUGUGGACUUAUGUGUCAAAGUCUGAAUCUCUGGGCUGACAAUUGUUACCUGGGGGGGGAGAGAGAAAGAAAAGUUCAAUGAGGUAAGCUGUGUCUUGUGGAUUUCGGGCAAGGUGCAUAUAUAGGUUUGUGCUGAGUGAGGUUUUCAGUCUUGUCUUGUUUUAAGUGCUGGGAAAUUAGGACAGGAGUAACAGUGUUUGGAACUUGUUAUCAUACUAUACUCUUGUUUGGAUUUGGUUCUUUCUAUGGGGGAAGAGUUAUUUUUGAGGAUCUCAUUCUCUGAGAGUUUGAACUUGAAGGGAAAAGGCUGUUGGCUUCGUUUAUCAGCUGAUGCAGGGCAAUAAGCUUUCUGACUAGUUUCCCACCCAAUUCUGGGAAACUGUUCACACCAAGAUUCUUAAGUAUAAGGCAUCUUAUACUGGGGCUGAUAGAAGUAUUCUGGCAUCUUGUUAGUUGAUAAGUAGAUUAUUAUUUCUAUUUAUUGAUGAUUUUAAAUCUUAGGAUUUAAAAUCCAUCUUGUAUAGAAGAACAGUUUGGGACUAGGGAAUAAGAGAAGCAAAGAGGAUAAAAAUGGAAUUUUUUCUCUUUAGAUUCUUGUAUUUUCCCUAAGACACUUAUGUCGCAAACGCAAUUGAAGGAAUUAGCCAGAAAUGCAAGAGGAAGUGAAUUGCAUGAAUCUCCUUUAUUGACUGUUUCAUAUACUCAGGAAUAACUGGGUGAAUCACAGCUUCUCAGAAUUCUGGGCUCAAAUGGAAUAGAAAAUGUGUUCAUGUUGCUAACUGUGCUUUUUUCUUCUAGUAGUCCAGCUCCUACCUCCCUCCAGCUAUGGAGAGCAGCCUGCAAUGCACUUGGCCUGGGAUGUGUUUCUCUGGCCAGCCCUUUGCAAGCUGACUUUACCCUAGGUUCCAGAGACAGUGUUUUAGGAUCAGUAUUAUGAGAUGUCUAGGGGAAUAAGUAAAUAUUGGAUUUCAGUGUUAAAACUGAAAACAGCAUUAUACCAUUUGUUUUAUUAUCCUGCCUUAAUACAGAUCAGCUCUGUAUUAGGCUAUGUAUAACAAUGUUUUGGGUCACAGUCCCAUUUGAAAAUAUGAAAAAAACCUGAAACCCACUGUCUUUUUUUCCCGUUA